GCCAGGAAGUCGCGCUGUAGCGGUUACACACACAUGCUAUACGUAAUAAUGUGAUACUUACAGGCGUACGAGGUUGCCACCACGACGAGCGCGUACACGAAGCACCUGAGAGCGGUCAUCGUACCAUCGCCUUGCACUGGGAAACGUCUCUAGUCUCGAAAAAAUCCUUCGGAUUGAUGCGUCACCUCGGUGACUCGAUCGCCCAAGUGGAUUCGGCGAAAAGUGACGAGAUGCCAGAGUCGUCCACCCAAGACUUCGACUUCGUUCGAGAUUCCUUAUUCACUCGUCGAUUCACCGUAUGCGUUGAGCGAAAAAAUAGAAAACUCGUAUUUUAUUUGAUUCCGAUGCAAUUCGGCAAACAACCACAACAGUCCGCCGAUGACGCGAAUCAACUCAUCGAGUGACGUGAUCGAGUGAAUGCCGCCGCGCCUCGAACCUUUCCGAUGUAUCGAAUUACUCAUUCGACGCCGAGUUCGGACUGUUUAGUGAUCGCCGCGAAUACCAGAUGUCACCUGCGUCCAGUUUGCUUUGCGCUCUCUUCGCUCUCGGAGCUUCGAAUCUUGACGGUUCACGCCGAGGCAAAUAGAUUGCCUCAUAUCGGGAAAUAUAUACGAUCCAAUACGUAUAAUAUCUCAUCUUUCAUGUGAACACGUGAUGGAUGUGGAAGCGGAAGUGACGACAGCAGCAUCAGCAGCGGAUUUGGGAGACGAUACGUUCGAUUCGCUUGCAAUUCCUGCGUUAUUUCGAUCUUGAGUAUUGUCUAAGGAAGCGAUUACGAUCGAAUACGAUGGAGGAUCUUCGUACUUGUCUUCGCUGGAUGACGCUCGAGGAGAUGUUUGUGUAGUUAUUACAGACGCAUAGGACGGUGGUAAAUCUGCAGGCAGAUAGAGGAGAGACAAAAGACGAGAGACAAGAGACGGUGAAUCGACCUUUUUUCCGCCAGUCAGUACAUCAUCGGCUUUUUGAGGUUCUUGUCUAUCCACCGCGACGUGAUCCGCGCCACCUGCAGCGAUGAGACCUUGAAUUUCCUGAGCGGUCAUCUGCCGCGUAAUCAUAUCACCCUUGUCGUUAUACGAGAUAUAUCAGAUACGAUGAAGAAAAAUGAUAACAAAGAGGAAGAUGAGAUUGAAAUGUUACGAGAGACUCGAUUCAUCAGUGGAAGCACUUAUGAAGGGUCGUGGAAUGCGAUUGACAAGAGCGGCAUCGGCAGAUAUGUCACACCUUACAAAGUUGUAUUAGAGGGAGAAUAUCGGAAUGGCAUGCUUCAUGGUUGCGGAAGUAUGUAUUGGCCACGUGGACAAGUGAUGGAUGGUAUCUGGAAUCGUGGAAAAAUAGACCGACAAAAGCGUUAUACGUUCGCGGAUGGUUUAUCAUAUCGAGAAGCUGAAUGGGAUUAUUGUACAUUUCCGGACAGGCGAUUUUAUAAUUGUAUAGUAAACGGACUGAGACCAGCCGGGAAAGUAUUGAAAACUAAUGACCAACCGACUCAGAUUAUUCCUCCGUUCUGCUACGACACCGGUGCCGGAAUAUUCGAUCCAGACAAGAACUGUGUAAUAUCAUAUCAUAAUUGUAAAAAAGUACUCAAGAUUCCGACAACUGCAGAGAUUAAGUGGAUAAAGAAAAAUUGCCGAAGAAGCUGGUCGGAACCGACCGGUCAUCAAGAAUGGUUACGUGAAUAUUGGCAAUCGGGAGCGGCGGAUUUUGCAACGUUACCGCACAUCUCGUCGGAGGAUGAAACGGAAAAUUGGUGGCAAAGACUGACGAAAUUUGCCAGACAUGCGACCACAGACGUGAAGUGGAUAAAACACAAUUGCGUGAGAGAAAGUCAAUUAUUAAAACGUUAAAUAAUACGGAGGAGAAAUGUAUAGAUAUAUUAAAACUUAAAGUAAUUAAAAAUUAA
Messenger RNA from Nylanderia fulva, 1900 nucleotides. NCBI's taxonomy places the organism in Eukaryota, Metazoa, Arthropoda, Insecta, Hymenoptera, Formicidae. The record is from RefSeq and is a predicted model, not a curated record.